AUUGGUGGGUUUCCGAUAAAACAGUCGCUGGCGCGCCAUAUUCAACGUUUAGUUUCAGAGCAACCUUUCUUUGGACAUUAAAUUAGUAACGUGUUUGUUUGUUUGUUUUUUUAUUUAACUGGUAUUUAAUUAUCUAUUACUUUUUAUGUUUUUUAAUUGCCACGUCAUUAAUUAAAAAUGGACUGUGUGGAUUUCCCAAGAGUUCUUCCAAAUUCACCGAGGAAAGCACGGGGACAGAUUCAGGUCAUCUUUGGACCGAUGUUUUCAGGCAAAAGCACUGAACUGAUGCGAAGAGUACGCCGUUUCCAGAUAGCCCAGUACAACUGCUUGGUGAUCAAAUAUGCCAAGGACACACGUUAUUCUGACACAGGCAUGGCCACACAUGACAAAAACACAAUGGAAGCUAUACCAGCCAACUGUCUGGAAGAUGUACGAUCUCUGGCAUUGCAAGCCUGUGUUAUUGGAAUUGAUGAAGGACAGUUUGUAAGUUUUCCAGACACAGUGGACUUUUGUGAGGAGAUGGCUAAUUUAGGAAAGACUGUCAUUGUAGCUGCCUUGGAUGGAACUUUCCAGAGAAAGCCAUUUGGAAACAUCCUGAACCUCAUCCCUCUAGCAGAGAGCGUAGUGAAGCUCCAUGCCGUCUGCAUGCAGUGUUACAAAGAAGCUGCCUACACCAAGAGGAUAGGAGCUGAGAAGGAGGUCGAAGUGAUCGGUGGAGCUGACAAGUAUCAGGCGGUGUGUAGGAAGUGUUAUGGAGGUCUGAUGGUGGACAAAGAGAACAGUGCUCCUUUCAGGAAUGAAACUCCACAACAUGUCCUCGUAGGAAAACUCGUGGACUCUGGGAUUCCCCGGAAGCUUUUCUCCUCUCUCCACCUCUGAACACAAAUAAGACUUGUUGCAGAGAGUAGAAAUCCAGGAAUCAAAUGGUUCUUUUGUUUGUGUCCCUGAAGACUUUGUGUUUGUAUUUGGUGUAGUAUUCUAUAUUUUAUGUUUUUACUUGAUGACAGUGCACCUGAUGAUAACCCUGAAAAUGAACAAACCAAUUAACAACUCA
Messenger RNA from Siniperca chuatsi (mandarin fish), 1054 nucleotides. It is a transcript of the gene tk1, whose product is annotated as thymidine kinase 1, soluble. Lineage: Eukaryota; Metazoa; Chordata; Actinopteri; Centrarchiformes; Sinipercidae. The record is from RefSeq and is a predicted model, not a curated record. The transcript is spliced from 7 exons. Bases 178 to 879 code for a protein of 233 amino acids. Gene Ontology annotation, biological process: thymidine metabolic process. Gene Ontology annotation, molecular function: thymidine kinase activity; ATP binding.